UACAAUAUAGGGGCUCCUGACAGGAAUGACUUCCUGUACAUUUCUGUCUUGCAGGAACUUGAAGCCUUUGCCUGAACACACACCAUUGUUUUCUCAUUGUGUCUUUAGUUUUUAAAACAGUGAUACAAUCCACUUAUUUUGGGUCAUGUUGCUCUUUUUUCUUUUAAGAGAUGAAAACCAGAGUUCAUGUGUUAUAACAGUUAUGAACGAUAUGAAAAGUAGUUUAUUGUAAAAUAUCAAAAUAUCAUAAAGAUACUGUUGUCAUCGUCUCAGAGGGCUGGAUACUACUCCGGGGGGCGGUGCGCCUCUCCAGACCCCUCCCGCCCCCAAACCCCCUUCACAAACUGUGACCAGCAACCAGACAGGCAGGCAUCCUCUCUUCAGCCAGUAUAACACAGCCUCGCUCCCAGCUGCAUCCCAUUCCUUCGCCGUCUCUGAGAUAGACAGCCAUCAAUCAGCCAUCCAUCCGGCCGUCAAACGAAGCAGUAAGGAGGGUGGGAGUCCGAGGCGUGCAGGUGAACAUGCUGGAAAACGGAAGAAAGGUGUUCAAGGAGGGUCUCCUGGAGAAGCGGAGCGACGGGCUGCUGCAGCUCUGGAAGAAGAAGCACUGUGUCCUGACCGAGGACGGCGUGCUGCUACUGCCGCCCAAGCAGCAUGACCACCCGCAGCACCACCACAGCGGCGGGGACACGGGGAAAGUCAAGGAGCUGCACUUCGCCAACAUGAAGACCGUGGAUUGCGUGGAGCGGAAGGGCAAGUACGUCUACUUCACGGUGGUUAUGACAGAGGGGAAGGAGAUCGACUUCAGAUGCCCGCAGGACGAGGGCUGGAACGCGGAGAUCACCUUGCAGAUGGUUCAGUAUAAGAACCGACAGGCGAUCCUGGCCGUCAAGUCCACCCGGCAGAAGCAGCAGCUGCUGGUGGUGCAGAUGCCCGGACAGAAGACCGCCCGUAGCUCUCCGAACGUUGCGUGACCUGCGGCGUGCCCCGCGGACACUGGUGCGCCAUUAUCGGUGAAUUGGACAUUCAGCUGAGGAAGAAUUUGAAACCUGGCUUUAUCUCCUCUGCUGUCUGCUCAUUCCACCAUGCUCCAUUCUCCAGAAGAACCCCUCUUCCAUGUUCUGGGUUCCACAAGCCAGUGCUCGGCCUCUUUUCAGUACAGACUUAUUUCAUAAAAAGACUGAUGGACUACAAGCAUGUGAGAAAAAACUGUGUUCUGCCGUGCGAUGGGUUUAUCCCUUAUUUAUUAGAUGUGUAAAUAUUUUCUAUAAAAAAUAAUGUCCCAUUGUUGAUGAAUGUUCAGUGUGGUUGUUGCUAGACUGGAACAAGAGUAAGUACUCGUUCUAAGGGUUAUAGCCUACGACCUACCGUGGAAAGAAGUUGCAUAAUUGGUUGUUAUAGGUUAGUUAAAGUAGUUCAUUAUUGAUAAAAAUGUGUCAUUGCCUGUGAUUUUACUUUUCAACUGAACCAAAGACUCUUUUCUUAGAUAUCUCUCCUUGUUCAGUGUUUCAUCUCACUAUACUAAAAACUAUACAAUAUAUGACCAGAUACCUGCUUCACUCAUACAAAUUACAUUUUAUGUGCUUGUUUAGUUAAUAGCCACCAUGUAUGUUGAUGUUUCCAUUGUGUCCAUUAGUAAUUUUUCUUUAAUUUAUUUGGCUGCAUUUUUAAACUAAAUAUUUUUUGCUAUCUUGUCUUAAAUCUGAAAAAGACACAAGUACAUUGCCCUCAUUUUGUUUUAGUGAGUACAGAGAAGCUAAAACUAAGGUGCUUUAGAGACAUUGCAUGACGUUGCAGAAUGAUAACAUAAACAUCAAGUAAAACCAAAAACAAAGAGAAACUCCUACUUUGAUAUGUUAAAAUGACUUAAAACUCAUAUAAUGUACUCAGUGUGAUGAAUAGUUAUGCUUCCAAACAGGAUGCUAUCAGUGCUUCUUAACGGUUUUGUAGGAGCUGUGUUGCAACCAAGCUAGGUAGCUAGCUUGGUCACUAAGGUGGAAGGCUCUGCACACUGUCACAGGCUAUUUGUUGUAAAUUGGCAGACUUGUUCACAUCUGUGAUGCUUUCUGUUGUCUGUGUGCAUAUUCAGUCUCUUACCAAAUUGAUCAGUAGCUUCUGUGAUCUAUUGCAGCUUUCAGACACUAGCAGCUAGCUAGGAUCUAGCUAGCUAGUUUGCAUCUAGCUGAAGUGUGGCCACUUCAUUUUCACAUGAUGCAACUGCACUGUCUCAUAUCACUGGGUCCUUGGUUAUGUGCAAGACCAUAGCGCAACAAUACAUCCUACUCAUUUCCCAAAAUAGCCCUUUUGGGUUAAAAUUCUUUUUUUUUUUCUUUCUGGCUUCUGCAAUUUUGGGCUAAUUAUAUGCUAAUCUUUUUCUUUUUUCCUAAGAUACCAGUCUUAAAGCUGUCUCACAGGAAAUAAGAGUAUAGUGGCAGUAAUUCACUGACAUGUCACUCCUGCUAACUUUGUGAAAAAUCAGUCAUGCCAAUGACUGUCACAUUACCACAGCUAGUCACUGUAGCAGCUCAGCCUCAGAGAUAUCUUAGAAAUAAGAUCACUAAUCUGUUUUUAUGGGUAUAAGAGUGUUUCAUGCUAAAAUCGACACACUCAACAAUUCUUUUGCAACAACAUACAGAGCAACAGUCAGAAAUUUGUCAUGGUGGGAGGUAGUGUUGCGUCCAGAACACAUUUUUAUCUCUCUGUGGCUCAAGUUGUUUCCUGUUUCCUCUGAGUGUCUCCCACUGCUUGCCAGUGUAUCAUUGCCAAACCAACACAUGCCUCUGUGUUGCUGUCAUCUCCCACACAGGGUCAUAGCUUCACCCUUUAUCUAAUGUGGUUGGUGUGAUGCCUCUAUGACAUGCCUUCCUGUUUUCAUCAUUUCUCACACAAUCAUGGCUGUGCCCUUUGUAGCCACUGUCCAAUUUCUUAUGUCAAUGUGAGAUCUAUUUUCAUAACUUGAAAUGAUACAUUCCAUUAAAAAAAUGUCAAAGUCA
Melanotaenia boesemani (Boeseman's rainbowfish) is the source of this 2993-nucleotide messenger RNA. It is a transcript of the gene phlda1, whose product is annotated as pleckstrin homology-like domain, family A, member 1. Gene Ontology annotation, molecular function: phosphatidylinositol phosphate binding. Bases 522 to 974 code for a protein of 150 amino acids. Gene Ontology annotation, biological process: positive regulation of apoptotic process. The transcript is spliced from 2 exons. NCBI's taxonomy places the organism in Eukaryota, Metazoa, Chordata, Actinopteri, Atheriniformes, Melanotaeniidae. The record is from RefSeq and is a predicted model, not a curated record.